AGAGAUGGAGAAGGGACGGUGAGAGAUGGAGGGGGGAGACGGUGAGAGAAGAUGGGCGCGCGUGUGUCGGUGUGCGUGCAGAGGAGCUGCGGGAGGCCUUGCCGAUGGACACGGCCGUGUACGAGAGCCCGUACGCGGACCCGGAGGAGAUCCGCCCCGAGGCGGUGGAGCUGGACCGCAGCCUGCUCACCCUGGAGGAAGGAGAGCUCGGGGCCGGAAACUUCGGCACCGUCAAGAAGGGCUUCUACCGCAUGAAGAAGGGGGACAAGGCGGUGGCGGUGAAGAUCCUGAAGGACGGCGGCGGCGGCGGAGGCGGCGGCGUCGACGAGGCGGUGAAGGAGGAGCUGCUGCGGGAGGCGGACGUCAUGCGGCGCCUGGACAACCCCUACAUCGUCCGCAUGAUCGGCCUCUGCCGCGCCGAGGCCUGGAUGCUCGUCAUGGAGCUCGCCGACCUGGGACCCCUCAACAAGUACCUGCAGAAGAACCGUCACGUGCAGGCCCGGAACCUGACGGAGCUGGUGCAUCAGGUGUGCAUGGGCAUGCGCUACCUGGAGGAGAACAGCUUCGUGCACCGUGACCUGGCCGCGCGAAACGUCCUGCUCGUCACGCAGCACUACGCCAAGAUCAGCGACUUCGGCCUCUCCAAAGCCCUCAACGCCGACCAGAACUACUACAGGGCGCAGACGCACGGGAAGUGGCCGGUGAAGUGGUACGCCCCGAGUGCAUCAACUACUACAAGUCUCCAGCAGAGCGACGUGUGGAGCUUCGGGGUGCUCAUGUGGGAGGCCUUCUCCUACGGACAGAAGCCCUACAAGGGCAUGAAGGGCAGCGAGGUGUCGGCGAUGCUGGAGAAGGGGGAGCGGAUGCAGAGCCCGGAGGGCUGCCCGGUGGAGGUGUACGACCUCAUGAAAAUCUGCUGGACCUACAAGGUGGAGGAGCGUCCGGAUUUCGCGGCGGUCGAGCUGCGGCUGCGGAAUUACUACUACGACAUCUCCAACUAGACGCCACCGCCGGGUUCCCCCCACGCCCUCGGACCCCAACCCCCCCGUUCCCCGCCCCGCGACGACUUACUGAGCGCCGCCUCGGGGCCGAGCACUGUGCCGAGCGCCGCGGAGGGCACGGCGGAGCCGCUCCGCGCCAAGCGCCGGGGAGGACGCCCGAGAGGAGACGCGGGAUCCCCGCCCUUCGGGGGAACUGACGGCCUACCGGGGGCGGAGCGCUGUGCUGAACGCCGAGGCGAGCUCGCCGGAGUCAGGAGACGCCGUCCCGGCCCUCGGGGAGCCGAGGGCCCGCUGGGCAUCUGCCGUGUGCUGGGCGCCGGGCCGGGCGCCGCCCCCGGGCAGCCCUCCCUGCCGGGGGGACGGCGGGGACCCCGGGUUCCGAUCCCGGGGCUGCCUCCGUUUCCCCGACUGUACGGUGAAGCGGGCGUGGACACGUCGGGGGCGACGUGGAGAUUGUGAUUUCUAAUAAAACGAAAGAAAAAGAGGAAA
Messenger RNA from Ornithorhynchus anatinus (platypus), 1490 nucleotides. Its product is annotated as tyrosine-protein kinase SYK-like. Gene Ontology annotation, biological process: regulation of platelet aggregation; B cell receptor signaling pathway; cell differentiation. Gene Ontology annotation, molecular function: ATP binding; signaling receptor binding; non-membrane spanning protein tyrosine kinase activity. Gene Ontology annotation, cellular component: extrinsic component of cytoplasmic side of plasma membrane. NCBI's taxonomy places the organism in Eukaryota, Metazoa, Chordata, Mammalia, Monotremata, Ornithorhynchidae. The record is from RefSeq and is a predicted model, not a curated record.